Cucurbita maxima (winter squash) is the source of this 3084-nucleotide messenger RNA. Its product is annotated as protein FAR1-RELATED SEQUENCE 2. The record is from RefSeq and is a predicted model, not a curated record. The coding region runs from base 152 to 2443 and encodes 763 amino acids. The transcript is spliced from 8 exons. Lineage: Eukaryota; Viridiplantae; Streptophyta; Magnoliopsida; Cucurbitales; Cucurbitaceae. Gene Ontology annotation, biological process: regulation of DNA-templated transcription. Gene Ontology annotation, molecular function: zinc ion binding.
GAAAGGCAAAAGAGCUUCGAAUUAAGCCUCGGAGGCAAUGGAAUCUCCCGUCGAUUUUUCUUCUUUUGUUAGUUCGUUUUAAUUUCUGCAGCGCCGCAUCACCUGGUCUCGCCCCUUCCGAGGGGCCUAUUCAAUAUUUUACAUUUUCCUCAUGGAUAUAGACCUUGAGCUGCCUUCCAGUGAUCAAGAAAGGUUAGGCAUCAUUGAGAGUAAAAAUGAUGGCAUGGAUUUGGAUCAGACACAUGGUGAGGGAAGGGCUGCAAAUUCUCCUACAAGGGCUGAGCUAAGUCAGGGAAUGUCAAUUCCAAAUACCGAAACUAGUAGUGUUCGGGAUCAGAUGGUUAUCGUUAAUGUGGGAAUAAAUCACAUCAUGGGGCCAGCAUUUGAACCGAAAAUCGGCUUGGAGUUCGAGUCGAAGGAAGAAGCAUAUUCAUUUUAUAGAGAAUAUGCUAGAUUUGUGGGAUUUGGCAUCACAAUAAAAGCAAGCAGACGCUCUAAAAGAUCUGGAAAGUUCAUAGACAUUAAGAUUGCUUGCUCUCGAUUUGGAAGCAAGCGAGAGUCGACUACGACCGUCAAGCCUAGACCGUGUAUGAAGACGGGUUGUGAUGCUAGCAUACACAUCAAGAAAAGGGAAGAUGGAAAAUGGUUUGUUCACGGUUUUAUAAGAGAGCAUAACCAUGAGAUUUGUCCUGAUGAUUUCCAUUAUGCUUUAAAGGGAAAGAACAAAAACCCGGAUAUCGUUGCUUCUGAGAAGAACGGUUUGCAGUUGGCUCUAGACGAGGGAGACGUCCAUUUGAUGCUCGAGCAUUUUAUGCAUAUGCAAGAAAUGAAUCCCAAUUUCUUCUAUGCUGUAGAUUUCAACCAAGAAAAACAGCUGAGAAGUGUCUUGUGGGUGGAUGCAAAAGCAAGGCAUGAUUACAAGGACUUUAGUGAUGUGAUCUUCUUUGAUACUCAUUACAUAAGCAGUGGAUAUCAAAUUCCUUUUGUUCCUAUUGUUGGAGUCAAUCAUCAUUUUCAGUAUGUCCUGUUUGGAGGUGCACUGAUUGGUGAUAUGGCUACUUCAAGUUUUAUUUGGUUAAUGAAGACGUGGCUCAAAGCGGUGGGUGGUCCUGCUCCAAGCGUGGUCUUGACCGAUCGAGAACCGUUCUUGAAAGAAGCUGUUGCAGAUGUAUUUCCCAAGGCAAUCCAUUUGUUCUCUUUGUGGCAAAUACUAACAAGAGUUCGUGAAAAACUAGGAAAGAUUAUAGAUCAGAACAGAAAUUUUAUGGAAAGCUUUGAUAAAUGCAUUUAUGGAUCUUGGAGGGAUGAAGAAUUUGAAAAGAAAUGGUGGGAAAUGGUUGAGAAAUUUGAAGUAAAGGAGAAUGAAUGGCUUCAGUUACUGUUUGAUGAUCAUAAGAAAUGGGUGCCAGCAUAUGUGAAGAACUAUUUUUUGGCUGGAAUGUGUACGAGUGAUCGAUCAGGGAGCGUGGCUUCGUUUUUUGACAAUUAUAUAAGUAAAGAAACUAUGUUCAAGGAGUUUGUUGAACGCUCUGAGAUUUUCUCCAAAGAUAUGCUCGAGUUGGAAGCUGAUGCUGAUGUUGAAACUCGGCACCAAGAACCUGCCUUGAAAUCUCUCUCUCCUUUCGAGCAACAAAUGGCGACCAUCUACGUGACGACGAUAUUUAAGAAAUUCCAGUUGGAGGUAGUGGGUGCAGCUUCAUGUCGAGUGCACGAACAAACCGAAGAUGGAGCUAUUGUAACAUACCAAGUUGAUGAUCUGGAAGAGCAGCAGAAGUUCCUGGUAGCUUGGAAUAAAGCAGAAUUGGAUAUACAUUGUCGAUGCCGUUCUUUCGAGCAUAGAGGCAUCCUUUGCAGACAUGCUAUCCUUGUUCUUCAGGUUUCUGGUGUAACGAGCAUCCCACAGAAAUAUAUUUUGAAACGUUGGACAAGAAGUGCAAAAGUCAGGCUUAGUGAAUCGCCAAAUCGACUUCAUUACCGAGUGGUGCGUUUCAACCACCUCUGCAAACAAGCUAUUAGACUAAGUGAAGUCGGGUCUUUAUCUCAAGAAACAUAUGAUAUUGCAUUUGACGCAUUAGAGGACGUAUUGAAACAGUGUGUUUUUGUGAACAAUUCUAACAAGAGCUUUGCAGAAACAAGUAUGGUUUCUGUUGGUUUUGUUGACGUUGAAGAAGAUGAUCGUGGCGAAGAUAUGGCCAAGUCGUCUCGUAAAAAGAAAACGAUCAAAAAAGGCAAGGUGAGUCGAUCACCAAGCAGGCACGGUACAAAUCGUCGGAGGCGGAAGUCGAUUCGAGAGCGGCUGCACUCGAUGGCUGCACAAAUUCGCCUUUCUGUGAUGGACCUGAAGGUUAUUAUAGUCUUCAAGCUAUGCAGAAUUUGGAUCAAUCUCCUCCGGUUGAAGCUCGUGUUGGUCCACGUGACGAUAGACAAACUAUUCAGUCCCUAGGACAGCUUAACCCGAGGGAACCGGGUGCGCAAGGGUGUUUUGACAUUGAAAAUAAUCUGCAAGAUAUGGAAUAGCUCGACGAUGCCUAGCACCAGACUCGCAUAAAAGACAUGUCAGUUCAUGUUCGAGAUAGACGCCUGUCGGGUUAGCUAAAACAAAAACAGGACAACCUUUGCAUACAUAAAACCAGUUCUCAGCUGGAAAAUUUUCUGGGCAAAGCAUUUUCCUUGUCACAAAGCUGCAAUUAAUAAAGUAAAUAUCCACAUCCUAUUUUAAGAAAACUUUAUGGUUUUAGUAAUUUUGUCUAGAGUUUUUGAUUACUUCGGUUACUUUCAAUUUUUUUUUUUUUUUUUUUUUGAGCUUUUCUUAGUUGUCAUAUCCUCAAAAUCGCUCUCAUCCAUGUUAUUCAUGGUCAUAUGCUCGUUUCAAACUUUUUUUACUUCCUUUCAUAUUAGUUAGGUAUUUACUAUUCUUAUUAUAUCAAUACGAAGGUGUAUGAUCGUUCACCAAAAUGAUGUCUACACCUGUCAGGACUAAAAUGUCUUAGAAUGUACUAUAGAGAAUAUGACUAGUUGUCAAUUAUUAUUAUCUAGGUUAUAUGUUAUCAAAGCUACAAUUGUUGCUCGUUCACUUUUAGCCUA